AUGCGUGCCUCGUUUUACGUCUUCGUCCUCGCCACUCUCGCUUUGCUGUCCUUGGUCACGGGGGCUCCCCUGAGCGCACUGGCCCCGGUCCAGGCCCAGGGACGGUUCACCACCGUGACGGCCUCCAUGGUCGUCAGACCAGCGAGCGUGCCGACCUCAACGGCCGGGUCUGUGGCGAGGAGUGGUACCCGUCAUGGUGUACCAUGGGUGACACUGGUUGUAAGGGAAGAGCGUGCCACCGACACGCCUGAACCUGGGUUGGGAGAGGAAUUCCCACUUGUUGGUCCUGCGAUGACGACCCCAUCUUUACCAACCGCGUCGGCUACAUCGUCGGUGUCGCCGGAGCACCAUCCCGUCCACCGACCAGUGCAUCAGCUGGAGAUGUUAGCGGACGCCUUCACCGGCUCACAACUCGGCGAGAUAGUCGAUGAUCUCCGCCCGAGCCACAGUCGCGAUGAUGGUGAUAGCGUCAACCGACCUGCAGAUGAGUUGGGGAUGUUGGCGGAAGCCCUCUCCAGCUCACGAAUUGGCGAGAUAGUCGAUGAUCUCCGCCCAAGCCACAGUCGCAAUCAUAGCGAAUUUAAGCCAUACGGGUGCGGAAUCGGCCUCUUCUCUAAUAUGGAAGCCGGAAGCGGGAUGUUCGGACAGUGCUGCAUCGACCAUGACAUCUGUGUUGGCGACUGUCCGACAGACGACCUCCCCUCGUGCAACGACGCGCUUCUGCAGUGCAUGAAUGACGUGUGUGAGCACUUGGAGGGCGGCUUCGUCGGGUGGCUGAGGAAGCAGUGGUGCUGGGUGCAGAGGGACAUCUACGACGGGUCGGUCAGGGAUCCGCAGGCGCGGGACCAUUUUAUGGACGUGUCGCGAGAGCGGUGCCAUUGCGUCGAGGAUGGCUUAUGA
Molecule: messenger RNA, 900 nt
Organism: Cladophialophora immunda
Lineage: Eukaryota; Fungi; Ascomycota; Eurotiomycetes; Chaetothyriales; Herpotrichiellaceae
Exons: 3
Coding region: 1-900 (299 amino acids)
Biological process (GO): phospholipid metabolic process; arachidonate secretion
Molecular function (GO): A2-type glycerophospholipase activity
Source: RefSeq, a predicted model, not a curated record